Gekko japonicus is the source of this 762-nucleotide messenger RNA. RefSeq names its product single-pass membrane protein with aspartate-rich tail 1 (gene SMDT1). The transcript has 3 exons. The record is from RefSeq and is a predicted model, not a curated record. Bases 101 to 382 code for a protein of 93 amino acids. Lineage: Eukaryota; Metazoa; Chordata; Lepidosauria; Squamata; Gekkonidae. Gene Ontology annotation, cellular component: uniplex complex; mitochondrial inner membrane. Gene Ontology annotation, biological process: calcium import into the mitochondrion; mitochondrial calcium ion homeostasis.
UUCGGUAUCACGAGAUUUGAGAAAGCACCGCCCGCCGUUUUCACAGCCCCAGGCGCGUUGUCACACUACUCGUCGCGAGGGCAACAGCUCCAGAAAGAAGAUGGCUGGGCGUCUGUUAGCAGCGGUUGGGCCUUGGAGGCGGGCGGAACCCACCAGGAUUCAUAGAAGCCCUUCCGCCACCGUUGCACCGUCGCGCAGCCUUACAUUCACCCACUCUGGCGCCAUUUUGCCCAAGCCCGUGAAAAUGCCCUUUGGUCUUCUCCGUGUAUUUUCCGUUGUAAUUCCCUUCCUCUAUGUUGGGACGCAGAUCAGCAAGAGCUUUGCAGCUUUGCUUGAGGAACAUGAUAUCUUUGUGCCAGAGGAUGAUGACGAUGAUGACUAAUAGGAUUGCAAUGGAAGAAAGAAAUAGUUACAAGUUACUCUGAUAUCACUGUUGAAGCAUGAUCUCUUCUUUUACUUUGUAAAGAAGGCAGUUCAGAAAAACAUGUUAUUCCAGCAAGUGCUGUGUGUGCAUGUCAAAAUAAGGUUAACAUAUAUAUAAGUUGGUUCACCUGCACUUUACAUCAUCCUAAAAGACUACUUGAAGUUCCUGUUCCAGUGAGUACAGGGGAAAUGGAAGUAAUUUAGAUUGCAAAUAAAGCUAGACCAAGAGUUAUGUCUCUUCAUUGACUGAGUAUUGAAAUAUCAACACUGAUGUGCUCCUUAGCCAAAGCUCUCUCACUGAAAUGAACAAAAGUGAAUCAAAGCACACAAUCUCAUUAC